Messenger RNA from Ahaetulla prasina, 1826 nucleotides. RefSeq names its product transmembrane protein 54 (gene TMEM54). The record is from RefSeq and is a predicted model, not a curated record. The transcript has 6 exons. NCBI's taxonomy places the organism in Eukaryota, Metazoa, Chordata, Lepidosauria, Squamata, Colubridae. The coding region runs from base 180 to 863 and encodes 227 amino acids.
GCGCCUUUUGUUCGGGGCCCGGACGAAGGGCGGAAGCGGGAGGAGCAGGUACCGGAGCGCCGCGGAGCCGAGACAGGUGGCCGGUAGAGGCGCACCGCUCUCGGUGCUUCUGCCACGCCAGGCGGGAGUUGAGCCGGCGCCCGUCCCAGCUGGGAUGGGCUGAGUUCCGCACGGCCCCCAUGUGUCGCCUGGAUAUGAUUGACACCAGCAGCUCCCAGAAACUCUUGAUGAAAACAGGACUCAUCCUGAUUGUCAUUGGUCACCUGAACUUCAUUUCGGGAGCCCUGGUCAAUGGGACGGUCUUGCGCCACAUUGCCAACCCUCAAGAUACCAUUUCGUUGCAGUAUGCCAUUUCUAACAUCGUUUCAGCCAUCUCAGCCAUCUUGACAAUAUCCUGUGGAAUAGCAGCCAUUGUGCUUUCCAGAUACCUAUCCCAAAAACCAUUGGGAUGGGCCGUUUUCUCCCUCAGCAUCAGCAGCAGCCUCCUCUCGCUCUUCUGCCUGGUGGGGCUGGCGCUGGCCAUUGGCCUGACCUUUGCCAACAAGGGCCAUGCCCUUCUCUCCCUGUGCACCUUUGCUGACAUGGAGGUCAUUCAGAUCGCCCACGAGUGCCCCUUCGAUCCCACACGCAUCUAUAGUUCUGCCCUGGUCCUCUGGGGGCUCUCCUUUCUCUUGGACUCCGUGGAGAUCAUCUUCAGCAUCCGUUGCUUUCUUAUCACUCUGACGAUCCUGAACUUGAAGCUUUGUCGCAGGGGGAAGCGCAAGAAAAAGAUCUCAUUCGUCACCGCCACCGCCGAGAGCAGAGACUCCUGCGAAGGACGGGAUCUGCUGAGGAUGGAACGCUUGGACGUUGCGCAGCUGUAGAGGCCAAACGGGUCGCAGGCAAAACCCUCAAAGACUCUUCUGUGGCACCUUUCCGACGGUCCCUGGUCAGUGUCACCAUCCGACUUCACUGACCGCUGGGAGGGCUGGAGCCUGCCAGGAGAAAUGGCUGAGACUUCUCCCAAGCAAUGAAUAGUCUCGCGUUUGUGCAUUUCUCCUGCUCAUCCUCUGGAUCAGGGGUCUCCAACCUUGGCAACUUUAAGCCUUGGCAGACAGAAUUCUGGGAGUUGAAGUCCGCCAAGGCUUAAAGUUGCCAAGGUUGGAGACUCUUGCUCUGGAUGAUGUUUCUAGCUUUGACUUCUCAAACGAGACUGUGAGCUCUUCCUUUUUUAUUCCGAUACACACGUGCGCAUACCCCCCUCGUGUGGGACUCUUCUAGGAUGGGCAGGCCGGAGGUGGCGACUCGAACAUCUGGACCCGAUGUUCUCUUCAGGGGGGGCCAAUGAUGCUCUGGGUCGUUCUCAGGAGCAAAGUCACCCAGUGUGACGGGAGCCUGAUGACCAGGGAAGAGGCUCUAGCAGGACCACUCGGGGGAGAGAAGGGACCACAAAGGGCCAACUGGAGUUUUCUCUGACAUGUUGCUUUCAGGAAGUUUCUAUUCUGCUAUCGCAGCUUAAGCAGGGACUGAAAACUAUAGUUUCCAUUGAUAACGAUGGAAAAUGGCCUUUAGAAGAUGGGUUUGUUGACAAAACUGCAAAUCCACCCUCCCUUUGCUUAUAUCUGUAAAUAUGCAAAUCUACUGAAAUAAUGGAUGGUGGGGGGGCAAUGGAUCAAUCAGCUGCAAAGGAGGCAGAUUGGGGAGACCUUGGUCCAGCUGUAUACUCUCAGCCAACCUACCUCACAGGGUUGUUGUGUGGAAUGCCAGGAGGAUGGGAGUACUGUUUUCAGCCUUAAACUCCUGGACCAAAGAUGGAAUAAAAAAUCUUAACAAAUCAAUUAAAAGAA